CGUCACAGCAUAUUGAUUGUCGUCUCCCAAGCAUUGUUUCAUCAUGGUCAUGGGUGAUAUCUCAUGAGUGAUGGAUAAGGUCAGCUGGUCCUAUCACUGUAACGUCUGAGUCUGAUCUUUCUCAAGCCGGGCUUUUGCUAUAUUUUUAACAGUUGUGAUAUUUUUUGUGGGUGAGACGAUUAAUACGUGUAAAGGGUAUCGUGAUGAAAUGAGAGCCGCGGUAGACGGAAAUGAGAUCAUUCUGGGUGAAUCACCCGGUGUUUUGAAGGGGAACAUUCACCUCGUCGUCAAUCGAUAUUUUGACGGGUCCGUCCGAAAGAGCCGAGUCGGCUAUUCAAAAUAUGAAGUCGAGGACGUGGAAAAACCCCUGACCGAUGGAGGAAGUUGUGAGCGGCACGAAAAAAUCACCGUCGAGAUGCCGUCGGAGACUGCAAGGAUUGAGCCAUUUUUUGGGAAGGAACAAACGAAUCGGCUGCCUGCCCAUGCCGAAUAACGACAGCGUCGAAAAGAUAUCCUCGAGCCAAGAGGGCGACCUCGAAAUUAAAGGGGUCCUGCCCAAAAAAGAACGGGACCGCUCGUCAUCCAAGGAGGCGGCACCAGACCAGAACAACCAGACAAGCACUAACGUCUCACUUUGCUGCGCUAUCACGGAAAACUCCCGGACUCCGGUUCACGUCCAGGCCAGGUCCAGGGCGGAGAGAAAUCACGACAUGAACAACAUUGUCAUGAAUACAGAUUCUCACAACAACGGCUCUGAUGAAAUUAAUACUUCACCAGCUACCGGAUUUUCGCUUAAUUCAUCAUUUAAUAAUAAGCUUCCUCCUAAUGGGCUUAUUGCACCGAAAGAAAAUCCCAAGUUGGUCGUCGAGCCUUCCAUGACUCAGUCGCACGUUCAGCAAAUGGCAAAGGCUAAAAGAUCGCACCGGAGAUCGUUCAGUUUGAGCAAAAGUAUUUUUUCAUCGGCGGAGAAAACCGGUGAAAAGAAUAACUCGCUGUCAUCGACUCCUGGGCCGUCUCCAGAAGGUUCCCCCUUGUUGACUGCACACUCGAGUAAUAUAAAUAAGUGUCUCCUUUCAAGACAAUCGGUGGAUAACAUAGUGAUAUCGUCAAGUACAUCUUCUCCUCUUUCAACAAGGAGCAAUCCUCCAAAUGACGAUGUCAAGAAGAAGAAAACUCGCCCAGCUUCUCUCAUAGUACUAUCACGCAAAGACAAGGGCGAGCCUUCAAGAACAGCUUCUAUGGACAGUUUAGCGAGGCAGUCACUUCUUGCAGCCCAAGUGCUUCACCUUAUACCAUCAAACAAAGCUCGUGAAAGGAAUUUUCUGUGUGGUCGAAUCGCUGCUAACUCUCUUCUUGGUAAUGUUGAGUUAGAGAGAGUGUUACCACAGAGAGAAGUUAGGAUAUAUGUCGCUACUUGGAAUAUGAAUGGCCAGGCUCCGCCACAAGGUUUAAAUUCGCUUUUAUUGCCAGAAGGAGUGCCUCACGUCCCUGACAUUGUUGUUGUCGGAACUCAAGAAAGCUACCCCGAGAAAGGUCAGUGGGAAGUGACUCUUCAGGAAACUUUAGGACCGUCGCACGUCCUUUUCCACUCGUCCAGCUUUGGGACCUUACACAUUGCGAUCUUUCUUCGCAGGGAUCUCAUAUGGUUUUGUUCAGUUGCCGAUGAAGCCACUUAUAGUGUAAGGCCUGGGACUGCAUUCAGGACAAAAGGAGCAAUAGCCGUCGCGUUCUAUCUCUUUGGAACAACGUUUUUAUUCCUUACAUGCCAUCUCACAGCUCAUCAAGAUAAGGUUAAAGAAAGGCUUCAAGAUAUAAGAAGGAUAGUCAAAGCUCUUGAAUUGCCAAAUAGACUCACGUGCAGGCAUAAAAAUAAAGAUGUUACAGACAAUUUCGACUAUGUUUUCUGGAGUGGAGACUUAAACUUCAGACUCACCAGACCGAGGGAAGAAGUUAUAGACUGGGUCUCGCAGAAAACUUUUCCAUUGUCAGAACCUGCACAGUGUACUCCUGGAGACCAAUUAACAGACAGUAUAGUCGACGGUAGUAUUUUAAAGGGUUUUGAAGAAGGCCCUUUAACAUUUGCUCCGACUUACAAGUAUGAUCCAGGCUCUAUGAAUUUUGACACAUCAAACAAACAGAGGGUGCCUUCAUAUACGGAUCGUAUUUUGUACAAGACAAAAAGAAUUGGAUCUGAAAAUGCAGUCGAGUGUUUAGCUUACAGUUCCGUGCCUUCGGUUUGCACUUCAGAUCAUAAACCGGUCUGGGGUUUGUAUAGAUGUCCGAUAAGACCAGGAAUUGAUACCAUACCGUUAAAUGCAGGAUUGUUUAAUAGAGAGAUAUAUCUUGAAGCGAUAAAGCGGCGAGCUUCUGCUUUAGAUCAACAGGAUUCUACUUCUGCAGUCUGUUCUAUACAGUAGCCUUUUUGUUAAUAAAUGUUAAAGUUAAUCUUGAAUCGAAGAUAUAUUUUUUAAAAUCGAAAAUAAAGGCUGACAGUUGUUUUAGCUUUUGAAAAAAAAAUCUUUAUGGUAAAUCCAAAUUUUAAUACAAUAUCUAUAUAAUAUAUUCUUGUCAGUUUAACUUCGAACAUUCUUAAACCUCUUGGAAACUCAAUAUUACACUAAGGAAAACAAAAAGCAAUAUAUUUAUUUGUAAAUUAA
Cimex lectularius (bed bug) is the source of this 2657-nucleotide messenger RNA. RefSeq names its product inositol polyphosphate 5-phosphatase E (gene INPP5E). Bases 375 to 2417 code for a protein of 680 amino acids. Gene Ontology annotation, biological process: phosphatidylinositol dephosphorylation. Gene Ontology annotation, molecular function: phosphatase activity. The transcript is spliced from 8 exons. Lineage: Eukaryota; Metazoa; Arthropoda; Insecta; Hemiptera; Cimicidae. The record is from RefSeq and is a predicted model, not a curated record.